UGAAUAAAAAAACCUACUUGAUGAAAUAACAGCUAUUUCUUUUUACCAUGGAUAAUCUGCAAAGUAAGAAGCAGUUUGAAUAAUCUGGAGCAAGUGUGGGAUGGCUGAGAGUGUACCUACAAUGGAUAACUCUGAUGAAGAGGAGUUCUAUGAUGUACCCGACUCCUUCCUUGACCCAUACAGUCAGGACAGAGAGAACACUACACCAGCACCACAGUCUGACUACGUUCCUCCACCAGGAGAUGUAACAGUUCUCAGUGCUGACCAGGAGACUGUUUCUCUUGGCUUUUCACUCACUGAGACCUCUGUUAGGUAUAAACUGCAAAUAGAUUACUCCUGUGACACACAGACAGGCAGUUUGAUCAGAGAGGACUCCAGCACUGUGACGGUUGAGGGACUGAAUCCUGGGACUGAGUAUACUUUCAGCAUCAUAAGGAUUGCUGAUAAUGGAAAUCAAAGCAAAGCAACCUCUCUAUCUGUCUUCACAGAGCCCAGCCCUCCUGCAAAGAUUACAGUUGACCAGAUAAGCAGUGAGUCAGUGUCUCUGAGUUGGGACCCACCUGCUGGUGAAGUGGAGAGCUACACUGUGACCUGUUGCAGCGAGGGAGAAACUGAACAAGUGUUGACAACAGACGCAAACAACCAGACUUUCAGCAACCUGAUGCCAGGGGUGUGUUACUCCCUGCAGGUUUCUGCACAACUUAGGAAUGGAAGACGAAGCAAGCCAGCUGUAACAGCUGCCACCACAAAGACACACCUACAGAGCUUUUUGAAGGAUUUGGGGUUGGAGCAGCACUACACAGAGAAGCUAUCCCUGAACACAAUACUUCAGAUUGACGAGAGGACCAUCUCUGAUGAAUCCAUCAAGUGUAAUUCAGAUCUUCCAUGGUAUUUUCUGAAGAAACUGAUGAUGGUUAAUGUGACAGCCAGGAAUAUGAAAUGUACAUCUGCAUGUGAGUCAUAUUGUGAUGAUCCAUCAGGGAAUACAGAGUUAGAUCUUAAUGAUCAAUUUGACAGCCAACAUUCAGAUGACAUGUUAAACCCCCUUGACAUAAUCACUGCACUCUUUCUGUGUUCUGAUGCUUUUGUACAACAAGAAAUGGCACUCAAAAUGUCUAUGUGUCAGUUUUCUGUGCCUCUGUUGGUUCCCAAUUGUGACACAAAGCAGUGCACACUCAUGCUUUGGGCCAUGAGAGACAUUGUUAAAAUGUACAGACCUCAGUCACUUUCAGAGUCCAAUGGCUUCAUUGUACAAAGAAUUGUUUUCUCUGAACUUCCAAUGAUAUCUUUUGUGAGACUGGGUGAGUGCUCCCUGUCCAAGUCAGAGAUCCUCAAUAAGCUUCUGAGCAAUUCUCAGCAGUACCAUGAUACAUUUGUUCACUGUAACAUGGAGUGUGGUGACAAUAACAUGGAGUGUGGUGACAGUCCAAGGAGAAUAUCCAAUGGACUGGUUGAAAUGACUUGGUACCUUCCUUGUGGGAACAAAAACAUGGAUAUUUUCAGUGAGCCAGUAGCUGUAGCUAACCUUCUUGGUGAUAUUGCCUCUUUUUAAACACAAUUUUCUUUUUUGUGUCAUACUUCAGCAGCAGUUUUUGUGUUCUUUGACAAUUUGGACUCUGAGUGCGAGCUGCUCACCAACCAACACCACAAGGCACAGAUCUUUUUGGUAGGUAACCAUCAAAGUAAGCACUUCAGUUUAGAUGCUGUAAAAAAGAUGGCAACCAAGUUGGGCUUGAACAACAGCAACAUCCUUUUAAAGACUAAGCAGAUGAAUGAUGCAGACUUUGUCAAAAACUUGCAGAGAACAGUCAACAAUGUAGUUGAGAACUCAAAGAUGAAGAUGCAGAUUGAGCAGAUGGCUGACAUUGCCCAUAAACUGGGAAUCUUGGUUGAUGAAGACUCUUCAGAGUGCCAGACUGCCAAGAAAAAUGCAGAUGCCAUUACUGCAGAAAUUCAAGACAUCCUUAAAUGCAAAGACACUCAGCUACCCCUGCAAGGCCAAAUAUGGAAGGAACUGACUCGCUUAGAUA
Molecule: messenger RNA, 2030 nt
Organism: Epinephelus lanceolatus (giant grouper)
Lineage: Eukaryota; Metazoa; Chordata; Actinopteri; Perciformes; Serranidae
Source: RefSeq, a predicted model, not a curated record